Molecule: messenger RNA, 303 nt
Organism: Rodentolepis nana
Lineage: Eukaryota; Metazoa; Platyhelminthes; Cestoda; Cyclophyllidea; Hymenolepididae
Source: the annotation of a GenBank genome assembly
AUGCUCGCCGCUGCAGUAUUGAAUCGAACUUAUUUGCGUGUGGUUGAAGCAUUCAAAGCAAAUCUCCCGAAUGCCCUAGCUGGAUUGAAUCGUGAAAGUGUGACUUCUUUGCAUCGAGUGUUAGUUCAGGCCUCUAGAUUACCUUCUCAAACCUCCCUAACGAAUGAAACUGCGUUAGCCAUAACGAAUGCCUCCGCAAAUCAAGACCCAAAUCGAUCCAGUCCUCCUCCUAGUACAGGCAUCUACUUUGCCAGAUCCCCUCAUUCUUCCCGUCAUCCUUCUUUUACUGAACGGGAGAAUUAA